Taeniopygia guttata (zebra finch) is the source of this 12352-nucleotide messenger RNA. It is a transcript of the gene VXN, whose product is annotated as vexin. Gene Ontology annotation, biological process: neuron differentiation; neurogenesis. The record is from RefSeq and is a predicted model, not a curated record. Lineage: Eukaryota; Metazoa; Chordata; Aves; Passeriformes; Estrildidae.
GUAUAGUUUUAUCUGAAAUACCAAAUGAAAAACUCCCUCACUUCACAAGGUAGAGCCUGCAGGAUUGCUGCUUGGGAUUUAUAGUUAUGAGAGCAGCUGGUACAGUAGUUUGUCCAUCCCCUCAUUUGCCUCUUUCCAUACCAGUGCUGAUUUUCUCAGCAGUUAAAAGAGAAUAAAGAAAAAAAUAUGUACUUAACGUGCCUAAAUCUUCAAAAACUCCCACCAUUUCCUAUUUGAAUAAACUUGGAAGAAACUACACAUAGGUUAGGCUGUAUGAUCAUUCCUGUUGCACUGUGUUAUGCCAUGGCUGUCAUCUUCUGUCUUGUGGUUGGCUUUCCAUCUCCCUGAGACCUGAAAAAAAUGGAUGAGAAGGAGCAAUGGUUAAGAGACACAGCCAAGCUCUGUCUAGGCCCUUUCCAUAACCCUCGAGUAAAUCUGCUUAGGCAUCACUGUGCCCCAGGACAUGUGCAGUGUGCCUGGGAUUCAACAGUUCCAACCAGAUGAAUCUAUCACUGUAUUAAACGUGUCCUUGCAGAGGGCCUAAAGGAAGGGUCUCCAUUUUAUCUCAGGCCAUCCCUGCGUGCUUCCUAAAUAAAAAUGAACUUGAUUUAAAUCCAAGCACCAGCUAGUGAUGGCACCAGUUUCCUGAUGUCUCCAGCAGCCAUAGUUCACACAGCAUUGCCUGCUGCAGUGUCAGCCCUGAGCAGUGAGGAGAGGGUCUUCCACACCAAGCCAGCUCUGCUAAUCCUGCCUCAAGAGCUGAUUUAAUCUUUGACAUACCACCUGGCCACCUGUAGAAGAGGAGAUUCCUCUGAACAGUGGUGUCAUGAGACUGCAAAUUUGCAGAAGUCUCAGCUCUCUUUGCACAUGCCUAUUUUUCAGUCUUUCUGUUUACCUGCAGUGUACAUAUGAGAAAUCACACAGGGUCAGUGGGUCAAAAAAUUCUUAGUGCAUAAUUUUUAAGUGUAGUGGUUCAUGAGAAUAAGGAGAAGCUUCUGCUGUUUGCUCUGAAUUUUUCAAAUAAAAUGAGACCAAAACAAGCCCCAUAACUUGGUUAUCAUUAGGGAGGCUUAGAUGCAAUAUUUCUGAACGCAGUUUUAUAUUUUGCCAUUUCUAGUCUUCCAUUAACCCACUAAAAUGCCAUUCAUUUUCUUUUUUCCCCCAUAGUACUGAGAUAGCUGCCACAAGCGAGUGGGUAGAAAAUGUUGUCCAGCCAGAAAAAAAAGAGGAAGAACCAUUUGACACAGCUCAAUAGAAUGUUAAUCAGUUUCUUAAGUUAACUGCUUUCCUAGUAAUAGGGAGGAGGAUGAAAAAAAUACUUUCAGACUUUGGUUUCUAUUGAACUACAUGUAUCCCAUUUUCAGAGAACUCUUAAGUACAACAAAUGGCAGCAGAUAUUUUCCUUAUUUCUCUGAACAUGGGAACUAAAAGGGAAAAUUAAUUUACAUCCAUGUGGUUGCAUAGUUAAGUGAAGGCAGAGGAAAUGAGAUUUGUAGCCUCUGGAGAUAAUUCACUUGUUAAUUUGUGUCACCUUGUAGAGUUACAGAACUUGAUUCCUGAGCCACAAACACUGGCAGCACAUGCGCCACCAAAGUCAACUGAGCAGCAAAGGAAUGUUGGAAUAUUGCUGACACUGUAGUCUGAGCUCCCAUUAAAUGUUUAAUUUAAUCUAAUAUUACUUUAUCAUUAAAUAUAUAUCUCAUAGCCCAGAAUAGUUUAUUGAUGGGGAAUCUUUUCCUCUGUGUUCCCUGACUUGCAGUGACUUUGACCUACUUUAACAGUGCACUUGUGCUUUUUCUGUGUGUUUGACAUACAGCCUUAAAUUAGCAAGUUGACAUUGAAAUGCUGAUUUACACCUGCAGUCAAAUGGAUAACACAUGUUAAAGACUGAUUGUCAGCAGCUCCAAUACGUUAUUGCUUCAUUCUCUGUCAUUGUUUCUUGCCUUUAUGGGAUCUAAGGACAACAUUGGGUGAUGUUGUUAUGGCUAUGGACACAGCUGUGGGGGGCUGACACUGUUUAUGGUCUUUGUCAUUUAUCUAAAAGCUGACAUCACUUUCAGAAAAUUACUGUGAAACUUUGGAAGUUUAAGUGUUGCUGUAUGUUUUAAGACAGCAUUGGGAAUAAAAAAAAGCCUUUUUUGCUACCAUAAAACAAAAACAAACAGUUAACAUUGAAUAACUUGCUCUUCUGACCUUUUCACCUUAAGGAAGAUUAAUGGUGGUUUAGAUCAGAACAUCCCCCCUGAUCAGGGUCUGAAUGCUUCAGGGAUUCAGACAGACAAAGAAAAUCAUUUCACCCCUAGGUCACCAGCACAGACCUAUGGUGUCUCACUAGUGAUCACUGGAUGAUUUCUCAGUAGUUUAUGUGCAAGAGUUGGUGGUCAUAAUCCAUUUUCCAAGGGACAAGUUCCUGCCUCGUGAAAGCUGUCACCAUGUGCUUAUCCAAGCAGGAAAAAAUGGGAAUUAACAUGAACAGCCUGAAUUUCAUUUGCUUUGCACUACUGAAAUCUCAGAGACUCUGUUUCAGUGGAUCACUCUCUCUCCAGGAGAGGUUGAAGCCAUGCUGGUGCCCUUCUCUGGGUGGUGGCACCUCCGUGUUCCCUUCUGGAGGGAUGCAGCCUCUGGAGCACACAGGUCUCAUUCAGGCACACUCACAGUGUCACCACUUACAUUUAGGACAUCCUCAAAUAUCACAUCCCACAGCUUUCCUGUAGUCAUCUCCCAGGUUUAGUUCUUGGUGCGUGGUCAAGCUGGUGUACUACAAAUACUGUACUUGUAUUUUAAAUGGAAAACCUAAGGUUAGGACUCCUCAGUUAGUAAAACUGAGCAGAGAGCUGGCAGGCAGGUUCUGAUCAUAAAGUAACUCUUUAUGACUUCUCAUGUCAGAAAUUAUAAAGUCACCAACCCUAAAGCCCAAUUCGGAGUCCUACCCAGCAGAGCUGAGUUAAAACACCAAGGUGCCCAACAAAGGCAGCAGGGGCUUGGCUGACAGGCACUAAAGGUCUAAGUGUGUUCUUCAGCAGGGACACAGCAAGGCAGGCUUUGAGAAAAAGUGGCAGACACAUGAGUACAGUUCUUCACAGCUGAGAUGUUGAGCCUGAGUAUAUAACGUGGUUACACAUUACAGAGAGAAAAAGCUGGAGUGCUAGGGUCCAGGAGCUGAGAGGAUGAGACUUCAGGGGGACAUCUAAAAUGAGAAUAUGCAUUUUUUUAAAUGUUGUAAAAACCUGAAGGAUGAGGAAUCUAGCCUGAUGUCGCUAUUAGGUUCCAUAUCCAUAGCAAGGGCCACAAAAACUCUUACCUGUUCCCUUUCAGAUUUUUUUCUCACAGGGUUAGCUCUGUACAGUACUUUCCUAAUAGUGGACAGAGCAAGUGAACAGAUUACAGGUAAAACUGAAGUAAUAAAGGCAAAUGCCUAAAUGUAAAGGCUAACAGGAUAAAGGAGAAGGACAUGUAAAGAUCAUGAGUUCUGCAAAAAUCAGGGAUCUCAGAGGCUGUGGCAUGACUUUAAAAGUACUGACCUCUAUGUAGCUUAUAAGCUUGAAAAUCCUCUCCUAUGUAUUUGCAGCAUUAAUUCCUCUUGUUAUCUGAGGUGAUCUACUUUAAUCAGAUUCUUACAAACAAGUCAAGUGCUUACAGCAGAAGAUCUUUGACACCCCUACUGGCAGCGUCAGUGGAGAGGGCAAAGACCAAACUAGUGAAGAUCAGAUAAAUCGCUUCAUCUCAUCAAAAACUGUUUCAGGAUAAUUGGCAUCAGAGUUCCCCCCCUCCAGGCUCUUACCUGUAUGCUCUGUGGUCAUUUGAUGUACUGAUUGCACAAAAAAUACCUCAGAAUAAUCCAGUUUCAAAGGCACAGCAAUUCUGAAGCCUCCUCUGUCACAGUGCCAGCUCCUGUGCUAUUUUGCUUCUUCACACAGGCCACAUUAUUUGAGUCUGGAUCAAAAGGGGACUCACAAAUUUCACCUGCUUUUAUGCCUUUAGUGCAGCUUCUACUUUGUAUUUUCUAAGUUGCUAGUCCCAUGGUCUCUAGUCCAAAUAAUGAUGGUCCUUGUUUUAAAUUUAAUCUCAUUUUCACACAGUGCUUAAGCCAGAGGAGGCAAUGCCAUCUGAUACCCUCCAAAGACCUUUCAUCCCCAUUGGAGCACAUGUAUUACAUGUGGCAAAAGGAGCUUGAUGGCUGUGUGAGGACACACAAGAUAUGUAAGGUGACAGUUCAGGUUGCCUUACUCUUUAGACUCAUUCAUUGGAAAAAUCCUAAGUAUUUUGUGCCUGGUUACCCAAGAGUAGAUUUUACUGCAUAUGGUGCAAGACUCAGGAUGCUGUUGCAGCAAGAGAGCUGCCACUGCCUAAAUCCAGGAACCACAGGACAAGCUUUGGUUAAUGUGCUUCUUUGCCCAAAAAUGGUUAUGUGUUAAGCAGGAGCCAGUAGUUGAGAUAACCUUAAAAUGUUCUAAAGAAAAAAACUGGGAGUGAGAAGACGCUAUCUAAAAAUCAUUGUGGCUUAUCAGGGGAAUAAAGACCUCACUGAUCACUUCACUUGAAAAAUUAAUAAAUCCAGGACAAAUGUAGUUCAAGAUUAGCAUCUUAAUGAACUAUUAUUGUCACAGCCUGGUUUGGACAUAUCGCUCCUUUGUUGACAUUUUUAAUGCUUUCUGUGGAUUACCAGUACAUGACCAGUAUAUGAAAGCUUGUUAAGCCUCCACGUGCUCAACCUGGCCCUAGCUUUAAUACUGGCUUAGUGCAAUCCCUGCUGUUGGCACAAGCUCUGUGGGACUGGAACCUUGUGGUGCUAAGCAUUGUGUUUCUACUUAAUCAUCAUAUGGACCUAUUCAAGUGUGUUUUACAAGCUUGGGCACAUUUGUGAAUGCCCAAUUUUCUAUAUGUAACUUUUAUAAGAGAAGCCAAUCAGGGUUUUUGUUUUUUCCUUUUGUCUUUUUCUUCCUUUUUUUAAGAAUUCUGCAAUAUCAUUCUGUAACUAGUGGGGAAUGCUUUCAGCCUGGCUUCCAGGUCUGGUUGGUAUUUCGUUUCCCAAUUAGCAGAGAAGACUGUGCGCUCAUCUUUUCAAAUUGCAGAGCUCUUGCAUCUCUCUCUCCUGGUUCCCUGUAGAGAAUUUAAAGUUCAAAAUGUUUUUUGAAUGCCUCAAUCUUGUUCCCAUUCAGGAAAAAUCUGUUACAGCAGCUUCUAGACAGAUGCAAAUUCACAUGUUAUGUUUGAAAAUUCACUUAUUCACAGACCUUUAAACUGUGCAGUGCUACUUCAGUUUUGAACUAAUUUUGCUGUCUGCUAUGAGUGUGAAGUUUCUGAUAGUGUAUCUGUCUCUCUAUUCCUUUCAUUCAGAGAAAAACAACAGAUUAUGUAUGAGAAACUCACUGUAUUGUUUGCUUUUUUUUUGGUUGGUUUUCCUUUUUCCUUUCCUUUAUUUGCAAUUGUAAUUCUGUGGCCCUAAACUGAAACAAAGAUAUUUUCCUUCCACAAAAAAAAGCUGCUGGCAUUGCAUCAUGCAGAAUUGGUUUAGAGUAGAUGCCUGCAGUAUGCAUGUGCAGUUUUAUCCCAUCUUAUUUUUAAAUGGCUAUCUGUGCAUCCCUCUGGUUCUCAAUCCUAUUCCAAAAAUACCUGGGGUUUAUCCUUAUCGUAUUGCCCAGCUAACAGUAUGAAAUAGGCUCAAAUGGCUCAGUACAGAUUAGAUUUACCUCUUACGCAACAAGGUACAAGAUCCAGGGAGAAGCCAGAGACCUGCCUUGGGAAGAGCUUUGUCCUCUGUGGGCCAGGGAAUCCCUUGGCAAUACCCCUUACACAUGUAGAGAGUAUCAGGUUGCUUCCCAGCAACUCCACUGGAAGAAUACUGCACUGAAAAGGGAUUCCUUUGUUCACAGAGGCCAGGAUAAAUAAGGUCUAGGGGUUUCUGAUUCUUAUCUUAAAUAACUCAAUGUUUUAAUUACAGUUUUUGUAACCAUAUUUUUAAAAUUUGAUUCCUUUCAAGUUUGCCAGCUCUGUCAUACUUGAUAAACAGGACAAGCAUCUACAUUUGUCUCCUCAAAAUAUGUCCUAACAGAUUCAGGCUUUGGAAAAAGCACCCUUGCCAACUCCCCAGAGGGACAUCUCAUCAGUUUAUUGGAUUCUGCCACUUUUACAAGGUUUGCUGAGACUUCUUCUGUUUUGAAGGGGUUUUUUCCCUUUCAGCCUCAGCAAGCAUUUUUUUCUUCUCUGCCUUUCCCUCCUUUCUACCCCCAUUCCCAAGAAUCAAAUAAUUUCCCUGUCCCAGACCUGCAGAUAAGGUUAGAUGUGUGUUUUGUCAGACAGCAUGUGUCUGCUCUUGUGUCUGGAGUUCUCCUCCUCCUCCACCUCCUCCUCCUUCUCACUUGUCCCUGCUUACCUUUGGUAACUUUGUUUUGGCACCAGGAAAUGUUUUGAUCCUUUACUAUCAACACUGAGUGUGGGUAUUUGGUAAACUGCUGUAAUAGUUUAUUCUUCACUUUAGUAGAGAAGAAAAAAUCUGAGCCUGGUUUUCAGAGAUUUCAUGUAGUUUGGGGAACAAAAAAAAUAAUCAUAGACUCAAAACCUGUUUGGUUUUCUCCUCCCACCACAGACUGGACACUUGCUAGGUGAGUAGGGAGCUGGAAGGAGAUACCUUCUGAGAUUGUCUGAUAUAACUCUGCAGUUCCUACGCUGGACAUUGUGGAGAGUUUCUCCUCCAAGCAGAAAAUUACUGCUUACACUUCUUUAUCGGGUAUCAUGCGGUAGAGCUUUUGCACUACACUUCCUGCAGAUAUAAUUACACCUAUUUCAUAGCUAAACCAAACAUUGGACAUUUGCCCAGAAUAUCUCCCACAGAGGUAGAAAAAAGUAGCCCAAUAUGUGCAGGUCUUCUCUUGAAGUCACAUUAAGAUUUCAUGCAAAACCCUGAGCAUUCAUAAUACUCAACUACCCAGCAAGAGCUGGACAAAAUGAAGGAAACUCCUGUUCAUGGACAGGGGACAAUUCAUUCCCAGAUGAGGAUCCCAGAUGAGGCAUAUUAUAUCUGACCUCCUGAGCCCUAUUUUUCUGUCUGAAAGUGAUGUGAGUGCCUUUUAUCAGCUCUCUAUACAGUGAUUUUUCCCCAGAACAUCCUGUGCCUUGUAAGGAUGUGUCCAAAGCCUUCCUGACCUGUAAUGAAGUGAAUGCCAGCUAGUGACCAGCUCUGGAGUCCCAAUUCAGUCUGCAUCCCACCAACCCUCAAAGGAUGAAGAACCCAAUUCUCGUUCUAAAGUUAAACCUCAUCUGUGAUUUCAAAAUAUCUGUAGGUCAUACCUAGAAUUAGGAAAACAAUGACUUAGAUCCAAAAGUGCCUGUCUUCUCAUAGGACUCUGAAUAUCUGAAGGUGAAAUAAAGGGUGGGUUAGAUUUGUUAUAGCUUUUUUUUUUUUUAAUGGACUAUUCAGUGUUGGUCUUCAUUAUUUUUUUUUAUCCUUUUGAAAGCUUUUAGAGCCUCCUGCAUAACCGCCUCUGCCCCAUUCAGUGCUGAAUGGACGGUGCGCUGAUCUUUUUCUUGGUGGGUAAUGGAUUUGGGUUGAUUGCUUGACACAGGGACAAUAGGGGGGUAAACAAUUGCCUUCGCACCCGUGCAGCUCCCCAUCUGUUGAGUGCGUGCGCCUUCAGAGGCAGCCGGGCAGGGACAGAUGAAUGCGCCAGCCGAGCCUGAUGUUAAUGACAUCAGUCAUACAAGCAGAACAUGUGGCGCAAUAAAUCAAAAACUAAUUGAACUUUUGGUUGAUUAUAUUGCCGUCCCACUGCCUGCUUCAAGCACGGCACGGUUUCCUGGGACAAUGCCCCCAGCCCCGCAAAGGCUUUGCUGCCCCUGGACAGCAGGAGCCUGCCCUGGGAGGUGACAAGUGACAACAGCUUCUCUUCGUGCACUGCUUUCUUGAGACAGCGACACCUUCCACUCAACCAAAAUGCUUCCAGGCUUAGGAUGUCUAUUUGACCAAUAUUUAUUAUUUCAAAUAAGAAACGUUCAUCAAUAUGACAGUGACGGCCCAUGUUCACUGGCACUUUCCAUCUGGGACUGUUGGUGGCAGACAUCUCUAGGAGAAGACAGCGCUUGUUUUUGUGUUAAUUAGACACACACGUGGUAGUAAUGAAGGCUAUUCAUUAGACUGAUAUAAUUUAAUAUCAUUAUUCACACUUGAAAAUACUCCAACUACAUCAGUUGUUGCAGCCUGCAAGCCAAGAUUUUGUCUUGUGUGUCCAUGGCAGCAUUAAGCCGCCAGAAGUUGAGGGGGCUGGUAUUCAUAGAGGUGGAAAGGAACAAUUUCUGAUGGGAGUAUUAAGAAAUGAAAAGCUCUAGCAAGAAGACCCUUUAUUGAAGUCCAUAAAUAUGGGAUUAGACCCCAGACCCAUCAAGUCAGGAACCCAUCCAUGACCGAGCCACCUUUACUCCCCUUGCACCGACAGACAUGCAGGGGGCAUGGACAUCUAUGCACAUCUGCUUUUCUUUGACAUCUGCUUUUGAAAUGUUGCUUUGAAAAACCCAGGAUUCCAGUAUUUGUUUAUGAAAUGAAAAGGUAAAGCACAAAAUGCUUUUUUCAUACCUAGAAUCAUCUCCUCAUUAUGUGUAAGGAGCAAAAUUUUAUGGUAAAUGUGUUAGAGUACACAUUUAACCCAACUUAUUUCAAGCAUCUUUGCAGUACUUCUGUAAACAUUUGCCAAUAGAUUAGACUUUAAUUAUGAGCUAUUUAUUGCAGAGGAUUCUCCACACCGGUAAAAGCAAAUGUAAAAUAAAAUGCUGCUAUCUGAGUAGAGGCUUAAGCAAGAGCUAAAUUAAAUCUUUGUGUUAAUAUUAUUCAUAGAAAGGCAGAUGGGAGCAGAAAAUGUUGCAAUGAAGAAUAUGGAAUGAGAUGAGAUCACAGCAUCAGUCUGUCCUUUGUAGAUCUGGACAAUGAUCACAGAGCCAGAUUGGAUUAGGGAAACCUAUUUACCAGAAGUUCAGAGCGGUUGCAUGAAGCUGAAAGGCAGUCAGUAAGGAGAGGUGGAAAAUGCACCAGAUUUACAGCUGCAGCGAUGAAAAUUUAGAAGUUUUCACUGUGAUUUCUUCCAAAUCGUGUAGUCCUGCCCGAAGACGAGCCAAAGCUACGCAGCACAUCCUAGCAAAGAGUGUGGUGGCCAUAUCGGACCGCCGGCCGCACCAGGGCGAGCUCCUGCAGGUGCUGUACGAGGCCAGGGGCGAGGAGGAGGCGCGGGGCGCAGGCGGCCUGCGGGCCGGGCAGCGGGCAGCCUGCCCCGCCAAGGCCGCUGCCCAGCACGUGGGAAUUACUGAACAAGAGUCAUCCAAGUCCUAUAAUCAUCUGUUGGAUGGAAAAUCUUUGAUUCCCCCAUCUCCUGUUGCCCAUAUCACGGUGAAAGCUGUGGCUGUCACGAGCUCGCCCACACGCAACCGCGCUUCUACAGAAGAGCAGCGCUGGAGGAAGACAACAGAGUAUGACCUGGCCCUGCCACCAGGAGCAGAAGCUUCCCUACCACUGACAGGAGGCAACCUGUGUGGGACACCCAGCCUCCUGAGGAAGAUGUGGAUGAAGCACAAGAAGAAGUCAGAGUACCUGGGGGCGACAAACAGUGCCUUUGAGGCGGACUGAUAAGGGUCAGCAUCCAUUGGAAGGGCAGAAGGUCCUUUAGCAGGACAAGGUGCUUUAGGAUCAAUCAGGGAGCAGACUCAGCACAGCUCAUCCAGGAAAAUGAUAUUCUUUUUAUUACUUGAUGCCAUUGUCUCAGAGCAGUGGGAGAAAGGCAAACAAAGGUAAAAAUGGUGAACACAAUGCAACUCAAUGGCUUUUCCUUGUUGCAUUACACUAAAAUCCCAACAAACCCACUAUAUUUACAUCUUGACUCAAUGCUGAGACUACUGCUGACCCAUUCACAAUUUCCUAUGUCCUGUCUGAAUGAGCUUGGACUUGGCAACAAGAGAAGUCUAUUAAGAGGUUUGAGUAUUCCUGCAAGGCAACAGAUUGAUUACAGAGUGCCAUUAAUCCCAGGGAUCUACUUGUGUGCACCACUGCCUGUCGUCUUCCCCUGUCAUAUCAUGAGAUAAAAACCUCAUCUUACAAUAUGCUUGACACAUCUUGUGAAUGACAUAUGCUAAACAUCUCUUUUCCUUCAGUUUUGAUGUUUCAAGGCAGGAGUAAAAGAUGCAAAAAUUCUAAAACAACAGGCCAGAACUGAGCACGUUUUCAAACAUACGUACCAAACUGUGCUAAGUAACAAAAGACUUGUGUUUUAAGUUUUCCUGCCAGAUCAAGCUAUGAGCAACAGGAUAACCUCAAGGGAUACUUUCCGCCAUAUAACCUGCUUAUAAGUGAAAUGGUAGUCAGCAAUUUACCCUCUACCCAUGUGGUAAAGGAUAUUACAUUAAGUGCACAAAAUACUAGGAGGAAGGGAAGUAUGUAAAUGGUACAACUAGGUGACUAAGUAUAAGAUAUUUGCAUGUAAGAGACCUGUGCUUAUGAAUAGAUGGAUUUAAUGGGAUUUGCUUUAAAAUUUUUUCUUUCUCUUUUUUUUUUUCAAUUUAGAAAUUGCUAGUCAGGUGCUUUUCAGGUUUCCUCUCAAAAAAGAAUGAAACAGUUUUACAAAAAAAGUUUUCACCACUGUUACGGACAAUAUUAUAUUAGUCAUGAGCAGUACUUGCCUUCUGUGAGUGUUCUCCUAGUUAUUAUAAAAAACCCACUGGUUUCCCUAAAUACAGAACUUUAUAUUUAAACUCAGAGGAGGCGUAUCUCCUGUUUAUAGUGAUGAUGACCUCUAAUCUAACCGCCAAUGCACCAAAGCGUAAAUUAAAAAUAAAGGUCUGACUCUGUGACAGCAGCAGAGGGAAGGAGCUCCCAUCUGAAACUUGCUUGCCUGCAGCCAGUGCAGUGAAAUGCACUGAGAUGCCAUCACAGACAAUGCCAUGGUAGUGGGGGGCAGCUGGCCCUGGUCAGGGGUCACCACCUCAGGAGUACCAAGGGACCUCCUGGGUGGGAGGGAAGCCAGGACUUCUGGCUUUGGGUUGAGCAGGGUGAAGUAGCACACAGGAGAGGUUUGCAGCUUGACAGCCUGAGCAACCAAAGUUCACGGAAUGGGAAAACAAAUGGAGCGGGCCAGUAGCUUUACAGAGCAUAUGGUCCUAAUGGCUGCAAGGAGGGACACAGCAAAAACCUAUUUAGGGCUGAACAUGGUGGAAAUGGUAGUAGGAUGGGGAUGGAAGAUUUUACUUAAAAAGAACUGUGGCUUUUCAUACUGCUAGAGCCCAGUCAGUCCAGAGUGUGCAUAGGAGAGAGAGGGACUGCACCUUCAUGAAAUACCUCUGUAAGCCCUCCUGUUCCGCUCUCCAUCACUGCUCCAGUCACAGGUUCCUCCGUCAGAGGUGCUCAACUGGUCAGAGGAAAACUUUGCACCUCGAAACCACACAGACUCUCCCUCUUCAUUACCAAAGGUGAAAGUCCUUCUCUGGCCCAGCAGCCCGAGACAGGGAUGAUCUGCUCUCCAACUUUUAUUUCUUGCUCGUGGGAAAGAACACAGUUCCUUGUGAGCCACAUGCUGGCAGUAGUGACUCAGUGUCAACCAUGUGUUUCUCUGCCCUGGCAUGAGAGAGCAAUGCUGACACCCACUGAAGGCUGCACACCUGAACAUUCCCUGCAAGAGGUUUCUCAGAGGGGUCCACCGCACCUUUAAAUUAGACCCUGGCACACUGAUCCUGCACAAAAAUCCAAGCACCCUGACCCUUGCCAACGUCAGGUCCUCUAUGACUGGGCCAAGCUGGAGCCAUGGUCAAGAGUUUCCUGAAACACUUUUUACAAAUAUCACUAACCACACUUCAAACCCCUCCUCAGCCCAUAGAACUCCUGCCAGAAACCCAUAUAUGUCUUUUUACACAUAUAGGUAAACCUAGUAAAUUCAGUGGGACUGCUCCCCUACAUAGCAGUACAUACAUUCAAAGAGUUGGGAGAAGACCAAUCACUGCUUCCCCUUUUUGGUCUCAUUUCCUAAACAAAGGAAAAAUAAGGAUGAUGGACAGACACUGGGAAAAGUCCUUUUACUGAAUUAGGUGUAAUUAAGAGAGUGAACAUUUGUGGUACCUGCCCUUGUAGAUAAUAUUGUCCAAAAAGUACUCAAACCCAGGACAGCAAGAGUUUUGCUUGUUGAGGAAGUUGCAUUGGAAUAGUAGUAUUUAUUUGUUAAUUAAUAGCUUUGAGCAGUAUGAGGUUAGAGGUGGAGAUGAUUAAUAUUUCUUCUUAAUAAUUGCUGUAUCUUGACAUAUGUAUUUAUGCUUUUCUUAUUUAUUUAUUUAUAAUUUGGAUCUACAAGAGAAGGAGCUAUUUACAAGAAGCACAUUUAAUUUCCUUGUA